This is a messenger RNA of Aedes albopictus (Asian tiger mosquito), 1424 nucleotides long. RefSeq lists its product as uncharacterized. The record is from RefSeq and is a predicted model, not a curated record. The transcript has 7 exons. Bases 131 to 1330 code for a protein of 399 amino acids. Gene Ontology annotation, cellular component: Ndc80 complex; kinetochore. Lineage: Eukaryota; Metazoa; Arthropoda; Insecta; Diptera; Culicidae.
GGGCAAGCGCGUCGCGGCGCCCUGUGAAAAGUGGAAUCAAAACAAACGCAAACACUGAUGCGACGAGAAGUCAACGGUUGUUUUACGAGUGAAAUCCUAGAGUAGAACUAGUAACUGUUUGUGCCGGAAAAUGGAUAAUGCCGCGUUUGUGGAAAGCUGGAACAGCAUCAUACCGCACAAGAUCAGGCCGGCCGAGCUGGAACAUCCGACGGAAUCGUUCAUGUGCCGCUGUUUGGUCAGUUUCUUCCGGAUGAUGAAGUACGACGUUACGGAGUUUGAUCACAUGUACAGCGAACCAAAAGAUUCCACCAUGCGGAAAAGGGUACAACUGGUUGCCAACACCAAUCAUUUUUACCAACUGUGUUUGGGAUCCAAACAGAGAAACUUCCUGUAUGUCGAUCUAAUAAAACCUUCACCCAAGAAAACUAUCCACGUGCUGAACAUCCUGCUCAACUAUCUGUUCUACAUUAACAUGGUCCGGGACGAAACGGUCGAAAAAGCCACACAGUGCACUGCCAGGUAUCACGAACUGGAAGCCAGCAUCAAUCAACAGAAACGGGAGAUGGAAAACCACAAGAUCAAAAUCAAUAAUAUCGAGCAAAACAUCAGCAAAAUGCGACACCAGCUGCCACAGCUGGAAGGAGAAAAUGAAAAGCUCAAGGAGAUGAAACAGCAACUGCUGGAGAAGAUCGCAGCCACGAAAGCCGCGGACGAAGAGCUGGCCGAAAAGAUCACCAAACUCAAAAUGGAUUAUGCCAUGCUGCAGGAUCGCCGAGUAGAUGACGAGGAGGCCGCUGCUUUGAUACGCAAAAACGAAGAACUGGAAGCGGAAAUUGAAGAGUACGAAAAGCAGGAAAAGACUCUGCAAACAACCAAUUCAGAAUAUGCCACACUCAUUAGCCAGAUAAAACCAUGCAUGUUUGCUGCGGAAGAAAUACUACAGAACCCGCCAGAUGAUUCACUGAUGAAGCUCAAAAACCAAGUAGACACCCUUCGAUUGAACUACAGCAAACUGGAAGCAGAGUGCGCUAGGAAGACAACUACCCUACAGGCGUUGCAAAAGAACUGUGAAGCAAUUCGGGAGUAUGUCAUCGAAAUGGAGAAACAGCUCUCGAUGGGGCACAAAACCAAACGAAAAACCGAACGUCAAACCAUUAGCGACCUUGGCAAGCAGCAACUACAGCUGGACGAACUGCACGAACAGAACGACGUCUAUCUGGAGCAGAUCAAGGCUCUCAAGGAGGAAAUGCUGCUGAUAAUGCAAAUGAGCGAACAGGCGAAGGCUUUUCUGAUGCGGGAUCCAGUGAACCGGCCGGUUUCGACCAAGUAGUGGUCGAAGGUCGCCUUCCUAAGGUGGAAGGAGAUUCUGCGGCACGUGAAUACAUUUUUGCAUGAACAUCGAGCUGACCAGUAUUUGAUACUAA